UGAAUUUUAAUCAAGGAUAGUGAAUUAAAGUAGAUCAAAAUUAAUUCAUAAAAAAUGGAAUUCAAUGUCAAUGGGAAAGUUGCUGUAGUCACUGGGGGGACUAGAGGCUUAGGGCUCGAUUGUGCUGAAGCACUUGUGUUGCAUGGAGCAAAGACUGUUGUAAUCACUUCACGUAAGGCCAAAGCUUGUGAAGAGGCAAAGGCUUAUCUUGACAAAGUCGCUAAAGGCAAUGGUAAAUCAGCAACAAUUAUUGCAAUUCCAGCAGAUAUUGCUAAGGAUCAAGAUCUUGAACAAUUUUUCAAAGAUGUAAGUGCCAAAAUUGAUAGAUUAGACAUUCUUAUUGCAAAUGCAGGUGCAUCAUGGGGUGCACCACUUAGUGAACAUCCAGUAUCUGCCGUUAGGAAAGUAUUGGAUUUAAAUGUUGUGGCGGUUUUCCAUUGUAUUAAAUUAUUCACACCUUUAUUAGCUGAGUCUGGAUCUGCUGAAGAUCCUUCAAGAAUUUUGAUUAUGUCUUCAGUUGCAUCUUUGGUACCACAGGAUGCUGCCGGUACCUAUGGAUAUUUGGCAUCCAAGGCUGGUGUUUCACAUAUGGGUAAGAACUUGGCUAUCCAGCUUGGUCCUUCCAACAUCAAUGUAAACUCCUUGGCUCCUGGUUUCUUCCCAACCAAAAUGUCAAAUGGACUUCUUGAAGUUUUUGGUGAAGUUAUGGUUGAGAUGAACCCUAAAAGGAGAUUGGGUGUUAAGGCUGACAUUCAAGCUGCUGUUAUAUUCUUGUGCUCUAAGCCAUCAGCCUACAUCAACGGAAUUGUGUUACCAGUUGAUGGUGGUUCGCACUUGGUUGGUAGUCCAUCUCCUCCAAGUAAGAUUUAAUCAAAUAUUUACAAAAUACUUGAUUUCUAAAUCC
Messenger RNA from [Candida] anglica, 904 nucleotides. Lineage: Eukaryota; Fungi; Ascomycota; Pichiomycetes; Serinales; Debaryomycetaceae. The record is from the annotation of a GenBank genome assembly.